Molecule: messenger RNA, 1866 nt
Organism: Impatiens glandulifera
Lineage: Eukaryota; Viridiplantae; Streptophyta; Magnoliopsida; Ericales; Balsaminaceae
Product: neurofilament heavy polypeptide-like
Exons: 3
Coding region: 1-1866 (621 amino acids)
Source: RefSeq, a predicted model, not a curated record
AUGCUAGUCGGCUUAAUAGAAGGUACGAAGGUAAACUGGGCGAAGGAAAUAUUCAACAACUUGAAAGAUAUGGUGAAACCAGAUUCUGCCCGGUCAUGGGGAUACGCCAUCCCCCUUGGAAAAAUAUUGCUCCAUCAUAACAUCAACACCGGUCCUGGUGUCACUAUCCGAUCAGGACGGUUAAUAAGAUCCAAACACUUCCUGGAGAGGAAGCAGCCGGCACCCGGCUCCACAGAGGAGGAAGAGUCGGCCUCCACAUCUGAACGAACCGAAUCUGAGAAAACCGAUGAUGAAAGACCGAACGAUGAAGAGCUUUCGGGUCCAAGUCCCGAUAAUACCGGUACGGGCGCAAAUCCUGAAAACGACGAGGCCGAUGAAGAAGGCAGUGAAGAGGAGGAGGAGGACGACCAGACGAAGGCCGAUAUUAUAGCGCGCCGAAUCCUGGAGGUCAUUGCACUGCGAGGUGAAAAGGUUGGCGAUAUAUACCGGGAAUGGCACGAGUACCGGUUCAGCAAACUUUUUAAACACAUUUUACCGGGCUUCACCGACGAAGAAUGCUUCAAAAGAAUGAAGGAGAUAGAGGACGCAGUCAUGAGCCUCACAAACGCGGAAACCAUUCACGAAGCUUUGGACCGAACCGCCAUCAUAAGACCGCGAGCCCGGCUACAGAAGCUAACCGUACGGAUCCGGAAGAUUAAGGAACGGUACGAAGAGGGAACACCGAAGGAUAACUUAACGCCCUUGGUGUUAGAAAGACUUGAGAAAGCGAGAGGAGAACUCGAUGAAGAAAUAGAGCGGCUGGAGGUGAUGUGCAGACAACGCGAAAUACCGCACUCUCCAGCUUCUCAGAUAGAUAAGGGUCAAACUCAUAGUGCAACACCGUUUCGGGCGGAUCCAGUAACAAACGAAACCGAUGAAAGGACGGAGACUCCUAUCACCGCGCAACUUCAACAUGAAGAACCGGGAGUCGCCGAACCGGGCAUUACAGAAGAAAGAGUUAAGUUCCUCCUUCAAGAGUUUGCAGACUCAGCGAUUCACCCACUAGAGGAGAAGAUGAAGAGAACCGUAAGCCUGGCACUCCGGUUCGCCAACAAUACAAGGCAUACUCUGUUAAGGACAGAUGACCGGAUCUCACAAGUCGAAGCUGACUACCGGGAAGAAGCGGUUUUGCGCAGCAACCAUCUUCACCGAACUGAGACCUUGGAAGAAGACACCUCAGGACUAAAGGAUGACUUCGAUCGGCUUGAAAGAGAGACCGAACAAAGAUUAAAAGAGGUCACUGAGGAUCUAGUCGGCUCAACACUUGAUAGGGUCUCGGAACUGGAAAAGAAGAAUGCGGGUCUUGAAGACCGCAACGACAAACUCGAGGCCGACCUCAAGGCGCUUACCGCACAAGUUGAUGAAUUAAUCAAAGCUAAGAUGAAUGUGGAUGCUGCGGUUGUGGAAGCGAAUGCCCGAGCGGCUCAGGAAGUCCAGGAUGCGAUGGACGAAGAAGCAAGGUUAGCAAAGGAGCCACCGCAACUAACUGAGGAAGAAAGAGCCGAGCGCGAACGAAGAACAAGGGCUAAAUAUCUGGGACUUGAAGAAUCUCAAAAGGAGGCCCCUUCAUCUUCGGUUCCGGCAAAACGGAAACGGAAAUCAUCAAAGAAGGCUCAAGUGGCCGAGCUGCUGAAUGAGGUCACUAACACGGUUAUUGAAAGUCAACCAGAUCAGGCUACUCACACAGAAGAAGAAGAAGAUGAAGAGCACCUAGAGCGGCGGCCCACAAGACAACGAGUCUCCGAAUCAGCAAGUCAACCGCAACCGGUUAAGAGAAAACGGAACAAGGAUUUGAUGGCCAGCUACGACUUCUCCGACUCGGAAUAG